Messenger RNA from Sorex araneus (European shrew), 1598 nucleotides. RefSeq names its product activating transcription factor 3 (gene ATF3). The transcript is spliced from 4 exons. The record is from RefSeq and is a predicted model, not a curated record. Bases 302 to 850 code for a protein of 182 amino acids. Lineage: Eukaryota; Metazoa; Chordata; Mammalia; Eulipotyphla; Soricidae. Gene Ontology annotation, cellular component: nucleus. Gene Ontology annotation, biological process: regulation of transcription by RNA polymerase II. Gene Ontology annotation, molecular function: RNA polymerase II cis-regulatory region sequence-specific DNA binding; DNA-binding transcription factor activity, RNA polymerase II-specific.
ACUGCCCCCGCCUCCCCUAGCCGUCCCCCGCCCCCCCCACUGGCCCGCCGUGUUGGGCUGGUUCUGGGGAGAAGCUAUUAAUAGCAUGACGUCAGCCGGGGCCUGGCAGCCCGGAGUGGAACGGGCGCGCCUCCAGAGCUCGGGCUAUAAAGGGUGAUGCAACGCGCCGCCGGCCACGGCCGCACGCAGUCCGGCGCUCACUGCUGUCCCGCGCUCCGCGCCCCGCGCCGCGUCCCGCCGUCCCGGCUCCAGCGCGCCCGCGUCUCGGACCCUGGCCGCCCCGCGAGGACCCCGCAGCAAAAUGAUGCUCCAGCACCCAGGCCUAGUGACUGAGUCAGAAGUCAGUGCUGCGGCCGUUGUGCCAUGCCUGUCCCCACCAGGGUCACUGGUCUUCGAGGACUUCGCCAACCUGACCCCGUUCGUCAAGGAUGAGCUGCGGUUUGCCAUCCAGAACAAGCACCUGUACCACCGUGUGUCUUCCGUCCUCGACUCUGUCACAGCAGGCAGCGCCAGACCCUUUGACAUGUCACUCAGCAAAACUGAGGUGGUCCCGGAAGAGGAUGAGAGGAAGAAGAGGCGGAGGGAGAGGAACAAGAUUGCAGCUGCCAAAUGCCGGAACAAGAAGAAGGAAAAGACAGAGUGUCUGCAGAAGGAGUCUGAGAAGCUGGAGACCGUGAACGCGGAGCUGAAGGCGCAGAUCGAGGAGCUGAAGAACGAGAAGCAGCACCUGAUGUACAUGCUCAACCUGCACAGGCCCACCUGCAUCGUGCGCACGCAGCACGGCCGGACGCCCGAGGAUGAGCACAGCCUCUUCCUGCAGCACCUCACGGAGGGGGCACUGCAGAGCUGAGCUGCGGCGGGGGCCUCGGACUGCCCCUCCUCGCCUCUUCCCACAGCUACAGAGACCCUGCCCCGGGGCACGGCUCAGAGCCUAGCAGCCGAGAACCACGGGGACAGGGCCAAGAGGGGCCUCUUGCUCGGGUCCCCUCUUGCCCAAUUCCAGGCUGCUUUUGAACUCUCAGGAUGGUCCCCGGCCAGCCCUGCCCACCUUCUAGCAGAUUCUACAAGACCAGGGCUCCUGCCUUCGGACUCCUGCACCAGUGCCUAGAUCUCCUGGAGGAGCCCAGAGAGUGAGGACGGUGUUUUGCAAAGCCGAGGGCUGGCCGGGCAGGCUUCUGUCCACGUGCCCACGUGGCCCUCUGUGUGUUCUCGGCUCUGCUCCUGGCCAUAGGCUGACCCGGAUGAGCAAGAAGGACUUUCUGCCAGCAGGCAUGCCCUGGGCUCACCUCUGGUGUCACUGUGAUGUCCAGGCUAGCCGCGGCAAGGUUUUCCUGAAGGCUCCGAGUCAACUGAUCUGAGCCCUCUGCAGGGAAGCUCUUGGUAGCCAACUGACCCCAGAACUUCAGUGUGGCCGCUGUUUCGUUUCUGUUGGUCACUGCAUGGCCACAAAUGGCCACGGGCUGCUCGGGCUGAUAGUCAAAGUCCUUGGGGUGUUUCGUCCUACUCAGUAGUGUUGUCAUGGUUUCCUGUGAGAAGGAAUGUCACUUAUUUAUCUUAGAUUCCUGCCUUGUCGCGAUAAUAAAUAUCAAGAGCUGAGG